CGUCGCUGCUGCUCGUAUCCUGGACCCGGAGCUUUCUCUGUCCGCGCGUCUUCUACUGUGUGUGUGUGUGUGUGUGUGUGUGUGUGUGUGUGUGUGUGUGUGCGCGUGUGUGUGUGUGCGCGUGUUUGUGUGUGUGUGUGUGUGUGUGUGUGUGUGUGUGUGUGUGUGUGUGUGUGUGUGUGUGUGUGUUUGUAACAUAUGGAUUGACGGAGCGAGGCUAUUGUUGUCAGCCCGGUGGUUCGUUCUGCUGGAGCUGCACUUUCACCGGAGAAUGCCCAGCGGAGCCGGAGCUGUGUUACUCCACGGAUAGCGCAGAAAUACACCCAAAAACACGGAGUCCUGCAGGAAGCUGCUGGACGUGAAGUCGGCAGGCUGAUCGUUGCAGGACAAACGACGCUGCCCACUCGUGAAGCAACGACCAAAUGCUGUUUAAAAAACGUCUGUGAUAUUGACAUGAAGAAAGACAUUGAGACUCUAAUCGCAGAAGAACGUGCUGAUAUCAUCUUGAAAUAUGCUACGGGCAGGCAGGCGGGGGUGGAGAUCGACCCCUGGGAAGAUGCUGACUACAGCAUCUACAAAGUCAUCGACCGCUUGGGCUUCAUGCAUGAGGACGAGCUGCCGGCCCCGACUGCACACGAGGAAAAGAGGAAGCAGCUGGACAUCGACAGGGCGGAGAAGUGGCUGAAGAUGGUGAAGAAGUGGGACAAAUACAAGAACAGUGACAGGAUGAUGAAACGGGUGUACAAGGGCAUCCCCCUGCAGCUCAGAGGUCGGGCCUGGGGGCUGAUGCUGGACGUGGAGCGGGCGAAGAAGGAAAACGAGGGCAAAUAUGAGAACAUGAAGGAGCAGGCCAGACUGUACUCGGCUGAGAUCAAACAGAUCGACCUGGACAUCAACCGGACGUUUAGAAACCACAUCAUGUUCAUGGAUCGCUUCGGAGUCAAGCAGCAGGCUCUCUUCCACGUGCUCUCUGCAUAUUCAGUCUACAACACAGAGGUGAGCUACUGCCAGGGGAUGAGUCAGAUCGCCGCCCUGCUGCUGAUGUACAUGAACGAGGAAGACGCCUUCUGGGCGCUGUCCCAGCUGCUGACCAAUCAGAAGCACGGCAUGCACGGCUUUUUUGUCCCCGGCUUCCCCAAACUUCAGCGUUUCCAGACACAUCAUGAUCAGAUUAUUUCCAAACUCCUCCCGAAGUUGAAGAAACAUCUGGACAGAGAGCAGAUGUCUGCAGGGAUCUACUGCACCAAGUGGUUCCUGCAGUGUUUCAUUGACCGGACGCCGUUCACGCUGACCCUUCGCCUCUGGGACAUCUUCAUCCUGGAGGGAGAGAGGCUGCUCACCGCCAUGUCCUACGCCAUCCUGAAGAUACACAAGAAGCGAAUGUUGAAGAUGUCUCUGGAGGAUCUCAGAGAGUUCCUGCAGGAGCGGAUCGCUCAGACUUUCAUCUACAGCGACGACGUGAUCAUCGAGCAACUGCUGGCGUCCAUGACUGAGCUGCGAAAGAUGAAGCUGGACCUUCCUCCUCCAGGGAAGCCAGAGGAGCUGCCUCGCCUGCCUCUGGGUCAGGAGCUGCCUCGCCUGCCUCUGGGUCAGGAGCUGCCUCGCCUGCCUCUGGGUCAGGAGCUGCCGCUGCCGUUGAGCCCUUCUGGAGGGAAGUCGUCCUCAGCCAGCGGGUUCCCCCUGAGCCUCCACAUCAUCUCCCAGCAGCCUGACUCCAUAUCCCCAGACCAGAGCCCCUCCAAGGACCCCAGGGAUCUGGACGCCGCGGACAAGGAGGCCCAGCUUCCUUCCCCGGACCCCGUCAUGAUCCACAGCCAGGCCCCGCUCACCCCCGACGGCUCCCCGCUGACGGGGCCUCCGCCUUACCAGCCCCCGCACCCGCAGAUCGCAGGCGCUCGCUCGCCAUCCUCCACAGACGUGUCCUCUGUGGCCGCUCGCUCGGCCGAGAUCACGUCCUGCAAGAUCCCGCGGACUCUCUCGGCCCCCGUAGUCCAGGUGGGCUCCUCGGCUUCGGGCCAGACUCAGUCUGAGAGUCUGUCUGCAGCAGAGCGGGCGGAGGACAGGUACCUGGUGCAGCUGCUGGAGCAGGCCUCGGCUCUGCACACCGGCACGAGCCUGAACCGGGACUCCAGCGAAGCUUCGGAGGAAACGCAGGCGCCGGACAUUUCAUGAAACGAGCUCCGAUGUAUCGACACAUUGGAUCGUGCGUCAGCGUACAUUAAAUGUUGUGUAACGUUUAGGUAGUUCGGUGGAUGAGGUUCAUAUUCGAUCAGAUCUUCUGUGUCAAGCUUAAAGUACGUUAUCAGCUUCAGGAUCAAUGUUCAUUUUGGGAAUCUAACUUUCUAAAAGCUUUGAAGAAGCAGCUUUCCUCUUUUAGGUAUUUAAACAUAUGUCCAGUCAUCAGAUAAUUAGAGAAGUGAAGUUGUUCCUGGAACACAGAGAGCUGCACGAACUUAAAGAGUUUCUGUACCUGUUGUCUGUAUUUGUUUGUAUGUGUAGAGACAAAGGUUUGCAAAGGAAGAUCCAGAUAUCAUCACUUAAAUCUGAUAACGUUCUUUAAGCCGUGUGCGAUGUGUGCUGGAAGUAAACAAUCACAAGCCGCUGGCCUGGCUUAGAAUAUGAAUCUAUAUGCAAAUUAAAAGAGCAGCAAAUUAGACUCGGCUGCGUGACAUUUUCCAAGUGUGCCCAAUCCAAUAAUAAUAAUAAUAAUAACAAUAAUACAAUAAUAAUAAUAGUGCUGUAUCUCACCAAAAUUGUGGCAGCAAUGAUGUUGGAACCCUGGAGGCCUCCAGCAUCCAGCUGCAACUACCUUCAAUAAGCCCAUAAACGUCAGAAAACCUUCACAGCUUCCCAGCGUGACGUCUUCAAGUGUCGAGUGCUGUCCACCGAAAGUCCAAAUACACAAAACAUUUUAGUUUAAAACGAUAUCUGACAAAGAAAAGCAGGAAAUCCUCUCGUGUGUUGAGAAAUGAGUGAAACGAUGAAUCGAUUGUCGUGUUCUGUUUGACUGAUGAUUUGUAAUCCAGCAGAAGUUCAGUCACAGAAACGACUUCUUUGUAUCUUUGAAUGAGCGUAUUAUUCACAGACCAUCUCUCCACACACAGCGACACACUGCGUGUGACCCGAUGUUCCACUCUGAGACGUCGAUACUUAUAGACCCAGUCUGUGUCUUGUGGCUCUGCAGGAGAUACACCUCGUGUCCGCUCGUGUCCGCUCGUGUCCGGCCGAUGUGAAUGGUCUCAGAUUGAGUUUGAACACUUUAAAUCUGUAACAGAAAGUCUGAGAUACAAACUGUGUGAAGUUUAAAAAACGUUGUCCAGGCAACGAGGGUCUAAUGACAGAGGCUGUUGAGUUGCAUUGUGGGAAAUGUAGGAUCCUUGGAGCUUGACCCGUACUAGAGACUUGGAUUCUGUUUUUAAUCAAACGUUAUGGCGGUGGAAUAUGUUCUAGUUUCUCUAAAUAUUGUUUUAAAGGCAAAACCCCAGCGUGAAUAAGUAUCACAGAGAAGUCCCGGCCUACAGAUCGUAUUCUACAGACGUAAGACAUCUUUGUUUGGUAAAGAUGCACAUGACUUUUUAAAUAUAUUAAAUGAGAAUAAUGAUGCAAAAAUCAUUUUAUUGCAAUAUCAGUAAAUAAUCAUCACAAUUUGAUGUUUUCCAAUUGCACAAAUAUUGUGCAGAACACACGUACCUCACUGUGUGUCCUAAUAUUUCACUAUUGAAUCCUUUCAAACACUCCUCUCCCUCUUCGUGGACAUCGCAUGCUGUGCUCCGUCCCUCCCACGGGAGACACCCCCACAAUGUUUCCUGUCACAGUGAUGGAGUUCCAUCGCAGAAGAGAUGGAAGCGAGCGGACGUCUCCGGGGCAUCGCCCGUUACAAUAAAAUAAACUCUUUUGUAGCGUUUCGUCAGAGAACAACAUGUUGCUCAGCCUUUGUCAAAUGUUUGCAAGAGUUCCAGUUGUAUUUUUUGUACUAAUGUCUUGAUGCCUUAUUUGGAUGAGCUUCAGUUCUCCUGUGGACGUUGUUGAUGUUUGAAACCUGCACAACGACACAAACACGAGGACAGAUACACGUUCAGGUCGCGGUGAGCUGGCUCACUGUUUAUGAUUGUACACAUGCAAACAUAUUGAGCUCAUUUUAAAUAAGUGUUUCUUUUCUUAGCUCAGUAAUUUAUUGUUUUAUCUUCCUGGAAACUUUCACCGCUUUUCAAGAACUGGAAUAUUUGCUGCAUUUCCACUGAGCUCCUUUAAACGGUUGGAAAUAGCCUUUUAGUUGUUAGUCCUGCGGAGGAGGGGGUGGGUUGAGACGUGUCAGAAUUGAAUAGCAUUGUGUUUGGACAGUAUUGUAGAACCAGUAGGUCAGAAGAGUUACAGGCAGUGUUCUCAUCUGAGGCUCUGUGCGUAGAAACAGUGAAAGGUUGACAUCUUGUGGUUGCUUUAGGUGAAGCAUGACUAUCUAGAUCUCUGAAGGAAUGUUGUAGAAAGAUGUAGAAUUAAUCCAAAUAACAACAAAGUGGAUUAUAAAUACUCAAAGUUGUGCAGUUUAAUGCCAUUAUUUUGAAUGAUGUGAAUAUGUUCUGGCUUUUAAUGGCUGUAUUUCAAUGCUAAAGCUCAACAUUGUGUAUUUAAGACGCCUCAGUUGAAACAUUUUGCAGUUAGUUUUCUCUUUAGAUGAAGUUAGUGGAUAAUGGAGGUGAAAUAAAGUGUUUUAUUCUUGGCUACAGAUUUCUUGUACAUUGAAACUUUCAGCAACUUUAGAAACGCUGGAGCUGAAACAAUACAACUUUUAUCUUCCUGGUU
Cottoperca gobio is the source of this 4800-nucleotide messenger RNA. Its product is annotated as USP6 N-terminal-like protein. NCBI's taxonomy places the organism in Eukaryota, Metazoa, Chordata, Actinopteri, Perciformes, Bovichtidae. The record is from RefSeq and is a predicted model, not a curated record. Bases 454 to 2172 code for a protein of 572 amino acids. Gene Ontology annotation, molecular function: small GTPase binding; GTPase activator activity. The transcript has 15 exons. Gene Ontology annotation, biological process: regulation of GTPase activity.